Messenger RNA from Culex quinquefasciatus (southern house mosquito), 2191 nucleotides. Its product is annotated as nipped-B-like protein B. Bases 1 to 2109 code for a protein of 702 amino acids. The transcript is spliced from 3 exons. Lineage: Eukaryota; Metazoa; Arthropoda; Insecta; Diptera; Culicidae. The record is from RefSeq and is a predicted model, not a curated record.
AUGGCGGCCAGAACUAGCAUUAUUGACGAAUCGGCGGACGACGGAGUCCCGGCUGAUUUUUGGAAUGAGGUCCUGGACAGUUUCGACGUUAUGGACGAUGACGAGGCGGAAAAGGCCCAGGAGGAGCGGGCGAGGAAGAAAAAGGAGGAGGAAGAGGAAAAGGUGAAACGGUUCAACGAGGCCUGGAACAUUGCCCCGGCGGCGGAGGAGCAACGUAUUGUUGUAACGAAGGCUGCGGAGCCGGAACCUGCGCCGGAGAAACCGGCGGACCCGGACCCGGAGCCUGUGGCGAGGGCAGCUUCGCCCGAGGAUUGUACGAUUAUUCAGGAGGAACCGGUGGUCAUUGAAAUUGAAGAGGAGGCGGUCAAGGUGUCGGAGAAUUCCGUGGUGGUUAUCCCGGCGGAAGGCCAACCGAAGGAUCCUCGAUUGAAACGACUGGAAGAGACGACCCGUAACCAGAGUCCUUCGAGUCCGACGCAGGACAGCCGAUCGAGCUUUACUGAUGAUCCGCCGCAGCGGUACUUCCAGGUAGAUCGGAACCGCGAAAGGGAGCGCGAAGAUCAGCUGCGCAAGGAACGCGAACGGGAGGAGUUUGAGCGGGCGCGGAACCUGCUUCGGUCGCGCAGUCCGGGGACUUACCUGCGCCGGUCUUUGUCCGACGAGGAGGACGACAUUGGUCGAAGAGCUCCUCGCCGGGACGAUCGUAGCCGGUCGCGUCGUCGUUCCAGAAGUCGCGACAGGGCUUCCAGAAGCCCACGACGGAAUCGUCGGUCCAGAUCGAGAAGCCGACGCAGUCGCAGCCGGUCACGAUCUCGCUCCAGAUCGCGCCGAGCGGAAGCUUCUACUUCGAAGAACGGUGGUACCGUUUCGCCGACGGCCAUGAUGGCCCAAAUGCAGGCGAUGAUGACGAUGAUGUCGGACCCGACCAAGAAUCCGAUGCUGCAGAUGAACCCGAUGAUGGCGAACCCCAUGAUGGCGAUGAUGAUGAACCCGAUGAUGGCGUCGAUGAUGGCGACCCAAAGAACCCAGGUGUUGUCGGAGGAGGCGGCCGAGAAGUUGGACAAGAAAGACGAGCUGACGGCGCAGCUCUUCUUGGAGAAUAAAAUCAACUUAUCGGAUUACUUGUCCUCAAGCAACUCGAAGAAGAAGGCAGUUCGCAGCAAUGAUAAAGUUUCACAGCGCAUUCGCGAAGCGAUUUCCAUUCUGGACAAGCAAGAGACCAAAAUUCAGUCCUCGCGCUUUCUGUACGUCGCUCCCACGUACCAUAAGGACCUGAAGAAGCUGGACAACCGUUCGCCGCUGAUUUGGAACGAAGAGAACGUGCUGUACGCCUCGACGAGCAAGUCCAAGGACGUGUCCCUGUGCGAACCGUUCCGCAAUGUGAACCACAAGAUGAAGCAGAUGAUUGAGCGACUCGGCCUGGACGAGGGCAACAUUUCGCAGCGAAUUGCCCAAAAGAAGAGGGAAGAGGCGAGCAACCGGGCGGGAGCCGACGUGGGAACCAUUCAGGCCAUCACGAUCGUUCCGGUGCGCGGAGGUGCGGCGUCAAAGCGCAUCAUCGAUCGGUCGAUCCAAACUGACGAGCUGACCUGUCUGGAGUGUGUCCAACGGCGCAACAAGACGUUCAUUUCGGUCAACACUCAAACGGCCAGCCGCUCGCGCAUGGUUGAGAUAAGCGUCCAAACGGACCGUGACCGGGACAUCGAGCUGAACUCGAUGAACGAGCUCAACGCCAACCAGGUGAAAAUCCUGAACGAGAUCAUGAAGUACAUGAAGAAACGCCAGGUUUCUGGAAACAUUACCAACUUGCUGCACAGCCUCGAGCGCGAUGCGCCCGAACUCCGCAACCAGCACCUGAGCGCUGGUCUGCAUUACGUGACGGAAAUCAACGAGCGCAACGAACGGAACGCCAACCGCUACGCGAACCCGAAUCCACUGAAUCCAGCAGCGCGGGAAAUUGCGGCCUCUAGAAUGAGCCGAGAUCAGCGGGGCCGUGGCAUGGACGACAGCAGCUCCUCCAUUUCGAUGGUUCCGGCCGGAUUCCGAUCAUCGCCACCGCGCCGUACCAGCCACAACACCAACAGCUACAACCGCAACCGCCCCUGGUAAUUCCAGAAAUUUCGAGCGCAUAACGAGAGCGAUUAGUUUCUCCAACUUGAUUUAGACUACCAUAAAAUAUUGUAUGAAAUAA